AUGGGGACCUCAAUUGAGGUCCCUACGGUAUUGUAUGAUGUGCGUGGCAUUCUAGAGAAGAACAGAGACACAUUCAGAGAUGAUAUUCUCAACAUGCUGAAUGACAGCAGGCUUGACUUCAUCUAUGACCUGUUUGAGCGUGUUGGUAGCAGGAAUGGAGAUGAGACGCUGAAGAUGGGCACUGCCCGCCGCAAACCCACCGUCAGCUCUCAGUUCAGGGACUCUCUUCAUGCACUGAUGGCCACUUUAAGUGCCUCCAACCCUUUCUUUGUGCGCUGCAUCAAACCUAACAUGGAGAAGAAUGCAAAUAAAUUUGAUGCAGAUGUGGUUCUAAAUCAACUGCGUUACUCUGGAAUGCUAGAGACAGUGAAGAUCCGUAGAGCAGGCUUUUCUGUACGGAGAACCUUCCAAGACUUCCUCAGCAGAUACACAAUGAUCCUGCGGGACAAAAACCACAUGGCAGACGAGAGGAAGAAAUGUGCAGAUCUGCUUACGAAGUAUGACGUCACAAAGAAAGAGUGGCAGCUGGGAAAGACUAAG
This is a messenger RNA of Sinocyclocheilus grahami, 540 nucleotides long. Its product is annotated as unconventional myosin-X-like. Gene Ontology annotation, molecular function: cytoskeletal motor activity; ATP binding. Gene Ontology annotation, cellular component: axonal growth cone; myosin complex. The transcript is spliced from 6 exons. The record is from RefSeq and is a predicted model, not a curated record. The annotation marks the transcript as partial. NCBI's taxonomy places the organism in Eukaryota, Metazoa, Chordata, Actinopteri, Cypriniformes, Cyprinidae. Gene Ontology annotation, biological process: axon extension.